GUUUUCACAUUUGCCAUACUAGGAGGAAUUCAAUAAAUUCCGCUGCGGGAGCGUUAUUGCCGUAAAAGAUUCCAAAAAGCAAGAAGAACCACGUCCAAUCUCUCUCCUAGGGAAAAAUACGAUCUUGAUCCGCGAAUUUGUUGACAUCAUCAUGGCAAAUGCUGCAGCUGCAACGAACCAGGCUGCUGUCUCGGUUGGGUUAGAGGACCUGCGCAAAGAGAAUGUAGAUUUCACCCUUCUAGAAGAGGCAUUUGGGCCUUCUUCGUUGGGAAUCAUCGUCGUCAAAGACCUACCUGCAAGAUUCCAUGAGCUGAGACAUAGGCUACUGUCGUACUCCUCAGCUCUUGGGAAUUUGCCCGAAGAGGAACUUUCCAAGCUUGAAUCGCCGGAAUCGAAAUGGCUGGUAGGAUGGUCUUGCGGCAAGGAGACGCUCAAGGAUGGACAAUACGACACUCUGAAAGGAUCAUACUACGUGAACUGUGCAUCUGGCUUUGAGGAGACGCAGGAUUCCGUUGCAGCGAGAUAUCCAUCCUUCUCGGAAUACACGGCACCUAAUGUCUGGCCGUCACAGGAGCUGCUCCCAGGCUUCGAAGCAACAUUCCGAGAGCUGUGUAGCCUGAUCAUCGACAUCGCCGGCUUGGUUGCCCGAGCCUGUGACAAGUACGCCGAAGCCAACAUUGACGAUUACAAGAAAGGCUAUCUUGAACACGUGGUGAAGACGAGUGUGUCGACCAAGGCUCGGUUGCUCCACUACUUUCCCUCGCCGGGGACAGAUACGAGCAGCAAUGGUGGGGUGGCAGGCGAAGACGACUGGUGCGCUACGCAUCUCGAUCACGGGUGUCUCACAGGUUUGACGUCGGCCAUGUUUGUGGAUGAAGCCGCCCACCCGCCACAGAUUGGCAGCUCGUUCGCCCCUCUCCAAGAGCUCGACAAGUCCCCAGACCCCAAGGCUGGCUUGUACAUCCACUCGCGCACUGGCGCCGUGACAAAGGUCGCCAUUCCUCGGGACUGCCUAGCAUUCCAGACAGGUGAGGCGCUGGAGGUGAUCACCAAGGGAAGGUUCAAAGCAGUGCCACAUUUCGUCCGUGGGGCAGGAUCUGGAAUUGGUGGGAAAGUGGCGCGCAACACCUUGGCAGUGUUCACACAGCCGAACCUCUGGGAAUUGGUCGAUGAGAAGCGGGACUUUGCAACGUUCGCAAAGGAGAUAGUCGAGAAGAACCACUAGUUCCAGUGCGGAGAGUAAUAGUUAGUGGUAGUGGAGUGAUAUACAAUAGUACUCCGCAGAGAUGUACAAAAUCAGGGAACAGGAAUGAGUGAUGGCUGAAAAAAAUAAAGCGAUUUGAGUGUUCUGUACUAUGUUCAUGAGCAAUGACGUCGUUGUUUGUAUGGGUC
Molecule: messenger RNA, 1392 nt
Organism: Aaosphaeria arxii CBS 175.79
Lineage: Eukaryota; Fungi; Ascomycota; Dothideomycetes; Pleosporales
Product: Clavaminate synthase-like protein
Exons: 3
Coding region: 152-1225 (357 amino acids)
Source: RefSeq, a predicted model, not a curated record